CUCGAUGGCCGCCGUGCGCCGCCUCCAAUGGCAGGCCUGGCCCUGCCCAGCCCUGAUCAGCUGAUGGUGGCAAUGUCUGUUGACAGGAGCCGCCUCGGCCGCGGGACUGGGUAUGUGAAUCCAAAUGGAGCACUCGGAAGGAGGCGAGCAGAGCCAGCAGCAGCAGCAGCCCUGGGGGAAGCUGAUCCGGCUGGGUGCUGAUGAGGCGGAGCCGCACGUCUUGCUGCUGAAAAGAGAAUGGACAAUUGGUCGGAAGAAAGGUUGUGACUUAUCUUUCCCUGGCAACAAGUUGGUGUCUGGAGAUCACUGUAAAAUCAUAGUGGAUGAAGAAUCUGGUCAAGUGUCAUUGGAAGAUACAAGUACUAAUGGAACAGUAAUUAAUAAACUGAAAGUGGUGAAGAAGCAGACAUACCCUUUACAGACUGGGGAUGUGAUCUAUGUUGUUUACAGAAAAAAUGAGCCAGAGAACAACGUUGCUUAUCUUUAUGAAUCCUUAUACACAAAACAUGAUGCAACUCAAGAACCAGUAGAAGUUAAUGUAGAAAACCAAUGCCAUGUGACCAAAGAUACCUCAAGUACAGGAAGAAGUAAUGAUGAGACCCAAAUUACCUCAUCACCAUCAGCUACUCAGUCUUGCUAUGAGGAACCACAGCCAUCUACUUCUACAUCUAACCUCUUUAAUGCUUCUUCUACCUCUUUUAUUGAGUCUGCAUCUGUUCAGCAGGAUAAUCCUUCUACAUCUGGAUCACAAUCCUUAGUUUUCACUCCUGUGCCUGCUUUCCCCAUCUUAGAAUCUGUGUGUCUAAGAGCACUGCAUGAUGAACAUGAAAAGCUGGAUGUGAAUACUGAAACUUUGGCAAUCACUUCAGAAAUCACUGACAAAGAAAAAGCAGAAUCAGAUUCUCAAAGAACAGGGGAGGAGGAAGGUUUGGAACCUGCUAAGAAGAAACUAAAAGGAGAUGAAGAUGCUUGUCCAAAUUUUUCACCAGCAGCUCCAAGUGAAUGUAUAAUUAAAAUUGGCUCUGAAGAUGCAAAAACAUCAAAUGUGAAACCGGAUAAGAUGGAAGAAACGUUAACUUGCAUUAUCUGCCAAGAACUGUUGCAUGACUGCGUAAGCUUGCAGCCUUGUAUGCAUACUUUUUGUGCUGCCUGCUACUCAGGAUGGAUGGAAAGAUCAUCUCUAUGUCCAACUUGUCGCUGUCCAGUAGAACGUAUUUGUAAAAAUCACAUAUUGAACAACUUGGUUGAAGCUUAUCUGAUUCAGCAUCCAGAUAAAUGUCGUAAUGAAGAUGAUGUACGUAGCAUGGAUGCUAGAAACAAAAUUACUCAAGACAUGUUGCAACCUAAGGUGCGGAGAUCUUUUUCAGAUGAGGAAGGAAGUUCUGAAGAUUUAUUGGAAUUGUCAGAUGUAGAUAGUGAAUCUUCAGAUAUCAGUCAACCAUAUAUAGUAUGCAGACAGUGCCCAGGGUAUCGAAGACACUCUGUUCCAACUCUGCCUGGCACAGGCCAAGAGACAGAAGCGGGAGGAAUGCAGGCACUGGGAGAUGCGCCAUCUACAUCUGCCAACUUCCCUGCAGCUGUCCAGGAAUAUGUGUGUCCUGCUCAAGGAAGUCAUGUAAUAUGCACCUGCUGCUUUCAGCCAAUGCCUGACCGAAGAGCAGAGCGUGAACAGAAUCCUCAUGUUGCUCCUCAGCAAUGUACAGUUUGUCUGCAACCCUUCUGUCACUUAUACUGGGGCUGCACUCGGAUGGCAUGUUUUGGCUGUUUGGCACCAUUCUGUGAAAUAAAUCUUGGUGAUAAGUGUUUAGACGGAGUCCUAAAUAACAACCACUACGAGUCAGAUAUCCUAAAGGAUUACCUGGCAUCCAGGGGUCUGACAUGGAAAAAUAUGUUAAACGAAAGCCUCUUAGCUCUUCAAAGAGGAGUUUUCAUGUUGUCAGAUUACAGAAUUACUGGGAACACAGUGCUUUGCUACUGUUGUGGCCUUCGCAGCUUUCGAGAACUUGCCUACCAGUACAGGCAGAAUAUUCCUGUUGCUGAAUUGCCAGUGACUGUCACAUCACGUCCUGAUUGCUACUGGGGGCGCAACUGUCGAACUCAGGUCAAAGCACAUCAUGCCAUGAAAUUCAAUCACAUUUGUGAACAAACACGAUUCAAGAACUGAAUACUUGUAGUCUGUAGAGAGGGGACAAAAACCUGUUACACUGCUUGUACAGUUUAAGGUUUCAGGGGAUCUUCUCAGUUCCCCCAUAGCAGGGAAUCAAUAACUUUUGCAUCAGGUAAUCUGGUGUGAACUUUUUAAUUUGUAGAAUUUUACAGCUGUACAUGAAUAAGGUAGACUUUUUUUUCCAAGAAAGUCCAGCAAGCAUUGCAUUCCAUCCUCAUGACUACAGUGUCCCUGUAUCACUUCAGUGAAGAACACAAACAGAAAUCACAUACACAAAAACCAGCCAUAUCUUGGGAAGACCUAAGAAUAAGGAGUGUAUUUGCACUACUUGUGAAGAAACUAAGAAAAAUCCUUAGACUUAAAAUAGAAAAGUUUUGUAAAAGUAUCUGAUGGAUAUUUCAAGAGCCAUUAAUAUUUAAGAAGGAAAUUGUCAGUGUAUAUUUGUAACUGCAUUUUGCGGUAGUCUGAUAUUUUGUCGCUACCCAUUGCAUUUGGGCUAGAAACCACGUUGCUAUUCACUU
Molecule: messenger RNA, 2688 nt
Organism: Aquila chrysaetos chrysaetos
Lineage: Eukaryota; Metazoa; Chordata; Aves; Accipitriformes; Accipitridae
Gene: CHFR
Product: checkpoint with forkhead and ring finger domains
Exons: 18
Coding region: 125-2164 (679 amino acids)
Biological process (GO): ubiquitin-dependent protein catabolic process; mitotic cell cycle checkpoint signaling; protein ubiquitination
Cellular component (GO): nucleus
Molecular function (GO): protein binding; ubiquitin-protein transferase activity
Source: RefSeq, a predicted model, not a curated record